This is a messenger RNA of Ilex paraguariensis (yerba mate), 1611 nucleotides long. The record is from the annotation of a GenBank genome assembly. Lineage: Eukaryota; Viridiplantae; Streptophyta; Magnoliopsida; Aquifoliales; Aquifoliaceae.
AUGAGCGGAGACACCAUCUUUGGAACCAGAGCUGUCGACCAUGCACAGGAGGAGGAGGAGGAGGAGAGAAGACUGGAGGUGGAGGUGGAGGCGGGGAGUGAACUGGUGGUGGCGGGGAGUGGAUUGGUGGAGGUGGGGAAUGGACUGGUGGUGGGGGAGAGUGAACAGGGGGCGGAGGAGAGUAGACGGGUGGCGGGGGAGAGAAAACAGGAGGUGGUGGAGAGCGGACUGGGGGUGGUGGGGAAUGAACUGGAGGUGGUGGGGAGUGAACAGGUGGUGGAGGAGAAUGGACUGGAGGAGGUGGUGGAGAGAGGACUGGGGGUGGUGGGGAAUGAACUGGUGGUGGUGGGGAGUGAACAGGUGGUGGAGGAGAAUGGACUGGAGGAGGUGGGGGAGAGAAAACAGGAGGUGGUGGAGAGAGGACUGGGGGUGGUGGGGAAUGAACUGGUGGUGGUGGGGAGUGAACAGGUGGUGGAGGAGAAUGGACUGGAGGAGGUGGUGGAGAGAGGACUGGGGGUGGUGGGGAAUGAACUGGUGGUGGUGGGGAGUGAACAGGUGGUGGAGGAGAAUGGACUGGAGGAGGUGGGGGAGAGAAAACAGGAGGUGGUGGAGAGAGGACUGGGGGUGGUGGGGAAUGAACUGGUGGUGGUGGGGAGUGAACAGGUGGUGGAGGAGAAUGGACUGGAGGAGGUGGUGGAGAGAGGACUGGGGGUGGUGGGGAAUGAACUGGUGGUGGUGGGGAGUGAACAGGUGGUGGAGGAGAAUGGACUGGAGGAGGUGGUGGAGAGAGGACUGGGGGUGGUGGGGAAUGAACUGGUGGUGGUGGGGAGUGAACAGGUGGUGGAGGAGAAUGGACUGGAGGAGGUGGUGGAGAGAGGACUGGGGGUGGUGGGGAAUGAACUGGUGGUGGUGGGGAGUGAACAGGUGGUGGAGGAGAAUGGACUGGAGGAGGUGGUGGAGAGAGGACUGGGGGUGGUGGGGAAUGAACUGGUGGUGGUGGGGAGUGAACAGGUGGUGGAGGAGAAUGGACUGGAGGAGGUGGUGGAGAGAGGACUGGGGGUGGUGGGGAAUGAACUGGUGGUGGUGGGGAGUGAACAGGUGGUGGAGGAGAAUGGACUGGAGGAGGUGGUGGAGAGAGGACUGGGGGUGGUGGGGAAUGAACUGGUGGUGGUGGGGAGUGAACAGGUGGUGGAGGAGAAUGGACUGGAGGAGGUGGUGGAGAGAGGACUGGGGGUGGUGGGGAAUGAACUGGUGGUGGUGGGGAGUGAACAGGUGGUGGAGGAGAAUGGACUGGAGGAGGUGGGGGAGAGAAAACAGGAGGUGGUGGAGAGAGGACUGGUGGUGGUGGUGGGGAGUGAACAGGUGGUGGAGGAGAAUGGACUGGAGGUGGCGGGGGAGAGAAAACAGGAGGUGAUGGUGGUGGCGGGGAGUGAACUGGUGGUGGAGGGUUCAACUUGGGUGUCGGAACUGAAGGUGCCGCCGGCUUUGGUGGCCUUUCCUUCUCAACAGGGCUCUGGCGAUGUGGCGGUGAUGAUUUCCCACACUUAUCCUUGCUGCAAUCAACUGGCUUGUUCACCACCGGAACACAUUGCUUUUGAGACUUCUGUUUAG